UUGUUUGCGCAUGCGUAGCAAGUCAGUGCAGUCGAGAAAAUGGCGUCGUUUCUACGUGGAUUGCUAACGUUUGGCCGUAUGGCUGGCACUGCCCGCUUCUCUAGUCAAUUAGUACGACCGUUUUCUCGCCUAUUCUCACCGGCUUGCGUAUCAGCGUGUGCGAAUCAGAAACGGUUCUUUGCUGAUGCUGCACCUACCAGUGCGAGAGGUGCAACUCAGGCUGAGUCUACUGGUCGUGUCGUUGCGGUUAUUGGUGCCGUCGUUGACGUUCAAUUUGAUGAGGGAUUGCCACCCAUCUUGAAUGCUCUAGAGGUGCUUGAUCGUGACAGUGGACGGCUUAUUCUAGAGGUCGCUCAACAUCUUGGAGAAAACACUGUUCGUACAAUUGCUAUGGAUGGAACUGAAGGUCUUGUAAGGGGCAAUCGUGUGAGAGAUAACGGCAGCUCUAUUUCAAUACCAGUAGGACCUGAGACAUUAGGACGCAUCAUGAACGUUAUAGGAGAAUCAAUAGACGAACGAGGACCAAUUCCUUCCAAGAAGAUGUCAUCUAUCCACCAAGAUGCACCCGAAUUUGUUGAUAUGAGCAUCGAACAGGAGAUCUUGGUGACCGGAAUCAAAGUGGUUGAUCUUCUUGCUCCGUAUGCGAAAGGAGGGAAAAUCGGCUUGUUUGGUGGUGCUGGGGUCGGCAAGACUGUACUCAUCAUGGAGCUCAUCAACAAUGUGGCGAUUGCACACGGUGGCUACUCUGUGUUUGCCGGGGUGGGUGAACGAACACGAGAAGGCAACGAUCUGUACCACGAAAUGAUUGAAGGUGGAGUCAUUGACCUCAAGGGAGAUAAAUCAAAAGUUGCAUUGGUGUAUGGACAGAUGAAUGAACCACCUGGUGCUCGUGCUCGUGUUUGUCUGACGGGAUUGACUGUUGCUGAAUAUUUUCGGGAUCAGGAAGGACAGGACGUGCUGCUGUUUAUUGAUAACAUCUUUAGAUUUACUCAGGCUGGAUCAGAGGUGUCCGCUCUGUUGGGUCGUAUUCCAUCGGCCGUCGGUUACCAACCAACUCUUGCUACCGACAUGGGCACAAUGCAGGAACGAAUCACGACAACAAAGAAAGGCUCAAUCACAUCAGUACAAGCGAUCUACGUUCCUGCUGACGAUCUGACGGAUCCAGCGCCUGCGACAACGUUUGCUCAUCUCGAUGCCACGACCGUUUUGUCUCGUCAGAUUGCUGAGCUUGGCAUCUAUCCAGCUGUCGAUCCGUUGGACAGCACAUCGCGUAUUAUGGAUCCGAACGUCGUAGGGCAGGAGCACUACGAUGUGGCGAGAGGAGUGCAGAAGAUACUGCAGGACUACAAAUCACUUCAAGACAUCAUCGCCAUCCUCGGCAUGGACGAACUCUCUGAAGACGACAAACUAACCGUCGCUCGCGCUCGCAAAAUCCAACGUUUCCUAUCCCAGCCAUUCCAAGUAGCUGAGGUGUUCACCGGCACACAGGGAAAACUCGUGCCAUUGGAUGAGACUAUCAAAGGCUUCCAACAAAUUCUCAACGGUGAACUUGAUAAUGUGCCAGAGAUUGCCUUCUAUAUGGUUGGUCCGAUACACGAGGUGCAUGCCAAGGCUGACCAGCUGGCAAGAGAGCAAACGUAGACACUCGUCGUUCUUGUCGUGUUCCGUCUUGUAAAGUAUUUAGUCGGUGGAUACUACGUGAAUGAGAGAUGUCGAUAGUUUUGUGUAUGUGUGGGUGUGUGUGUGGAGGUGUCGCCCUCGUUGCCCAUUGUCAACAGAUACAUAUUUGUUCAUAUUA
This is a messenger RNA of Corticium candelabrum, 1798 nucleotides long. Its product is annotated as ATP synthase subunit beta, mitochondrial. Gene Ontology annotation, biological process: proton motive force-driven mitochondrial ATP synthesis; proton transmembrane transport. The record is from RefSeq and is a predicted model, not a curated record. NCBI's taxonomy places the organism in Eukaryota, Metazoa, Porifera, Homoscleromorpha, Homosclerophorida, Plakinidae. The transcript has 10 exons. The coding region runs from base 40 to 1641 and encodes 533 amino acids. Gene Ontology annotation, molecular function: ATP hydrolysis activity; ATP binding; proton-transporting ATP synthase activity, rotational mechanism.